Condylostylus longicornis is the source of this 3231-nucleotide messenger RNA. Its product is annotated as protein turtle-like. The coding region runs from base 225 to 2084 and encodes 619 amino acids. The transcript has 2 exons. The record is from RefSeq and is a predicted model, not a curated record. NCBI's taxonomy places the organism in Eukaryota, Metazoa, Arthropoda, Insecta, Diptera, Dolichopodidae.
AAAUAACUGAAAUUUUUACACUUGAUUAACUCAAUCUAUUUCUUUUUAAUUAUUGCUGCUCUUUGUGCUGAUUUUAUAAAUGGACAUUUGGAUAUUUUAUUUGAAAUUUCAAGAUUAAAAGAUAUAAACAAACCAGAAUAUCAGGUGUAAUUCAUAUUUUCGUUGCAAUACUUCAUUGGAUUUGGCCACCAGAUCGCUGUACAAAUUGUCAUUCAAUAUAUAGUAUGCCAAAAGGUGUUAAUACCGAUCAACUACAUAACGUUGGAGAAAUUCAUCGUUCUGUAGAUGGACGUUUUGUAUUAACAUCUAAUGGAACUGAUAUAAAACAAAGAACAACAAUACAAGACCAAGAUGUUGUAGAUGGUUUAUCACAAACAGCAGCUGACGAAAUAAUUGAUGAUCGUCGCCAAAGUACUUCUGGUGGUUCACAAUAUUCUAGUAGUGAUGAUGGUGGAUUUUUACCACGAAGACGUGGUGGUGGCGCUGAUAUGAGAUCAUCAUGGCGGCGACCUCUGGUAGCAUCACCAAGUCAAUUAAGUUUUCGUUCAGAAAAUUCAGCACGGUCAUUUUUACAAAAUUUGGGUGAAUUUUUUCUUCAAACCGCUAGACGUAAUCAUCGUCAAAGUAAUUUAGCAAAUUAUCAAAAUAUUUAUAAAAAUUAUCCAUUACCGCAAACGCCUAUUAUUUCAACAGUACAACAAAAUAUUAAACCCUCAAGUACAAAUUACAUUCCACAACAUUUAUUGAAUCAAACACCAACAAUGUCAAGUUCAAAAAUGUUUACAACACCAUCACGUGUUUCAAGAAUUUUUUCAAGUUCACCUGCAAGUACAAUUGGUGUCCCUUCGACACCAUGGCAACAAAACACUAACCAAUUUAGUGAUUUAAGUACCGUUUAUCCUGGUUCUGCGGAACGAUCAUUUCCACACUCAAGUUUCUCUACAUCAUUAAACAAUCGUUUUAGAUACUCAUAUGAAUUACCAUCAUUAAGAACAAUUCAAGAGGAAACUCGUCGUAUGAAUCAGGGAUUUGUGCCACUUCACAUACCAUCACCUUCAUGGAAAGGUUAUUAUCAUACACAAACACCUUAUCAUAGCUACAGGCCAAGAACGAGAUGGUAUCCCAGACAUUUCAGUCGCACAAUACGUAGUAAUUCUGAUCUUUUAUCGCCUUUGCCACAUUUAAAUUUAUCAAUGCGUGGAACGACUCAUCUGGGUCAUAGCGGUUUAGAAGUAUCUCCGGAAAGUCGUUCCAGUUCAAGUGGUUUUGGGAGUAAAAAUACGUCAAAUAAUCCACAAACUCAACAUGGAUCUCAUCAUUCUAGUAGUACAAAUGAAUGGCGUUUAUUACCGCCAUAUAGACCACCACCACCGCCUCAUUAUCAUCCAUAUUAUCCAAAUUUUAAUACAUUUAAUUAUAAUAGUUUAUUACAUCAACAAGCGACUGCACCAUCAUCUUCAUCAUUUACGUUGCCACAUCAUCAUCAUCAUCAAUCUCAUCAAACAUCAUCAUAUUUGCAACAACAGCAGCAACAACAGCAACAACAACAGCAACAACAAAAUCAGCAACAACAACACCAUCAACCGCCACAAUCUUAUCAAUCAAAUCAAGAUACUCCAAGUCCACCAUAUACAAUGCAACAUUGGUUAGACAUGAUAUCAAGAUUAAAUGCUGCAACCGAAAUUAAUAAUAUACAUCACCAUAAAUCUGUUGAUGUUGGAAGUGUUGACGGUCAUUACGAAUUUGAUCCAUCAACACCAACACCAAGUGCAUCAACACCAACUGGCAAUCCACGUGAUGAAUUAUUAUUAGAUCCAUCAAUUUUCGGUGCAUUAAAUCCAAAUACAACAACUCAUCAUCAUUGGGGUACAUCAUUAAGUGGCUUUAAUACAUUAGCUGGACCAUCAACAUCAACAACAUUAUUAACAUCAUCUGGUACAAGUUCAACUGGAGUUAGAAAGCAACGCAUUUCACGCUACGAUAAUAUCGAAGCCAGAGUUCAAGCAAUGAAAGAAGAAUUUUAUGCCUAUCGUAAACGUCAAGCAAUGAAAAGAGCUGGCGUUGAACUUGAAAGUGCAUGUUAAAAACAUACAACAAAAAUUAAAUUUUAAUUAAAAAAAAAAACAAACCCUAUUCAUAUAAUACAUAUUAUAUUGUAUACACAUAUAUAAGUAUAUAUAUGUUUAUAUAUAUAUAUAUAUGUAGCAUACAAUAUAUCUGCAUAUAUCUAAAUACAUAUAUACACUUCAAAAUGGUAAUAAUUAGCAAACAAAAACAGAAAACAGAUUAUCGAAUUAAAAAAUUUCAAUGAACGAAGCACAACAUAAUCCAAAAAUUUAAAAUAAUUAAAUGAAAUGUAAAAAAAUAAAAAAAAAGAGAUGGAAAUAACAAAACUGAAGAAUAAACAACCCAUUAAAACAAAACGAAAUUGUAAGAAAUUAAAUAAAAUACAUUAUUUAUUUAAAGGAAAAGAAACAGAAAAUUAUGACUACUGCCAAUUAAAUUUUAGAAAUGAAAAUUAUAAGUACUUUAAAGAAAAAAAAAAAUUAAAUAAAAUUAGCAAAAUUUUAAUAAAAUAAAUAAGUAAAUAAAUUAAUAAAUGAAUAAUAAAAAUAAUAAUAAUAACAAUGAAGAACGACAUUAAGUCACUCGAUUUUUAAAAUGGGUGAAUAAAUCAAAAAGUAAAACAAAAAAAAAAACUCAAAACAUUUCUCUCAACCUAUAGACAUAUAUUUAUAUUUAUAUAUAAAUAUAUAUACAUAACAUAAGAAGCACUGUAAACUCUUUUUGUAUUCUAAAACAUAAAACCAAAAUAAUAAUAAUUAUAAUAGAAAAAUGAAAACAAAAUUUAAAUUUAAUUAAAAAAAAAUUAAAAAAGAAAACAUUUUUAAAACAGUUUGGAUAACCAAUUCUUAAAAUAAUAAUAAAAAAACAAAAAACAGAACAUUAAAUUUAAAAAAAUCUACUCAAAAUUUAUUUGGUAAAAUAUAAAACAAAAAAAAAACCAAAAAAAAAAAAAAAUUAAAAAUUUAGUAAUCGAGAUUUAAAAAAUAAUGGAAUAAAAUAAAUGUUUUUAUUUAAAGAUAAAUUAAUUUAUAGCAAAAAAUAAAAUAAAUAAAAGAAGAAAAAAAAAAACAUAAUGAAAAUUAUAUUCUAAAUUAGUCGCAGUGCCAUUUAAUAAAAAAAAAUGAAAAAAAAAAAUAAUAAUAAAAGAAUUAUUAAAAAAAAAAA